Molecule: messenger RNA, 1956 nt
Organism: Micromonas pusilla CCMP1545
Lineage: Eukaryota; Viridiplantae; Chlorophyta; Mamiellophyceae; Mamiellales; Mamiellaceae
Exons: 1
Coding region: 1-1956 (651 amino acids)
Source: RefSeq, a predicted model, not a curated record
AUGACGAACGACGCCAACUUCCUCGCUGACGAGUUCGACGUCGGUGUUUCGUUCAAGCCCGCGCUCGUGGACACGCAGCACUCGAUGCUACACAUCCGCGCGCCGUCGUCGUCGUCGUACAGAGUCGGCGGCGGCGAAGAGCCAACGCACGGCUUGGAAGUCGCCGUGGACGUGACCUGGCACAGCGGACGACGCUCGACGAGGACGACGCGAGCCCUCGAGACGCGUCUGAAGGAGUGGAGGGACGUGUACGCGCACUGGGCCGAGGGCGAGCUGUUCACCUCGGAGGCGUCGGACGCGAUCGCGUCGUCCGCCGCCGCGGAGGCGUCGAGCGAGAUGCGCAAGCUCGGCACCGCGGAGCUCCUCACGGAGCCGCUCGCGUACGCGCUCGACACGGAGACCGCGUUUCCCGCGAUCGUGGGUCCGGACGGCGAGCGGAGGGGCACGCUGGAGGUGAGCGCGGUGCCGUGCGCGCGCGACGGCGAGCCGUUGGGCGAAGACGCCGCCGUGGACGACCCGAACAAGCUCCUCUCCAAGCCGCUCUAUUUCCUCGUCCGCGUCAAGGCCGCGACCGGGUUGCCGCGAACUGCCGCGGGGUGGAGCGACGACGCGCCGCGCGCCGCCGCGGACGGCGCGCGGCCGUCGACGGGGAGCGUCACGGCGACGAUGAAGGUGCGGUACCACGCGGAGCUCGGCGCGGGGUGGGGGACGGUGCACGCGACGCCGCCGGCGCCGGUCGUCGCGACGCACGAGUCCAAGGGCAGCGCGCGGUUCCGCGGGUUCAAAUCCGCGAUAGGGCUGGGCGGCGGCGGCGGCGGCGGGGGCGUCGGCGGCGCGAGCAGCGCGCUGCGGUACGAGCGCACGCACUCGUGUCCGAACGUGACGCCGGCGGUUUUAGAGUCGCUGCGAAAAGGGAAGAUCACCUUCGACGUGUACAUCCAGCACGACGGCGGCGCGUCGAUGGGGAUCGGCGAGAUGUCGAGACCCGGCAGCGCGGUGGACACGGGCCGGGAACGACGCGCGGCGAGAGAGGCGCCGCCGCCGAGCCUCGUGGACGAAGGCAGCGUCCCGGGGUUGGAGCUGUUGCUUUCGAAUUUGAAGGCGACGCCGACGAGCGGCGAGGGGACGCGGACGAUCGAUCGCAUCGACGAGGUCGCCGCGGAGCUCGAGCGCGAGAUCGAGGAGGAUCAGAAACGGACGUUCCGAUCGUGGUCGAUGGCGAGGAAGAAGCCGACGAUCCUGGACGACGACGACGACGACGAGGAGGACGACGAGGAGGAGGAGGAAAAGAGAGCGUCGGACGCCGGCGGGGAGAUCCGGAGCGCGGCGCAGAGCGACGCGAGCAGCGCGAGCUCGUACGAGACGGACAGCCAGCAGGGAGCGCGCGAUCGAUCCGACGACGACGACGACUACACGGACGCGAGCGAUUCGGAUUCGUCGUACGCGGAAGACGAGGAGGACGACGAUGGCGACGGCGGCGGCGGCGGCGGCGGCGGCGGCGACGCGACCAAACGAGCGAAGGGCACUCCCGGAGCGUUACACGGCGGCAAGGUCACCCCAGCGGGAACGCCGGCCGACGCGCGCGCGUACCGCGACGUGAACGCCGCCGACGUGAACGGCGGCGUCGUCAAGCUCUUCGACGACGGCGCCGCGGUGGCCGACGACGCGUCCGGGUUCGCGUCGGCGAUGACGUCCCCGGUCCCCGCCGGCGCGGCCGCGGGCGCGUCGCGGUCCGCCCCGGCGUCGCCGUCGCUCUUCUCGUCGCCGAUGCACAAGGGGAAGGUUGCCGCGAUCGGGAGCCCGGGGUCGGGGUCGGUGACGCUGACCGCGGCGAACCCGCUGUACGACGCCGCCGGGGAGAAGCCGUCGCGGCAGCCGCGGUCGUCGCUCGCGCCGAAGCCUCGCGACGCGGACGGCGGACUUCCGAAAGUGGUGAGCGACGCGGGGGGAGGGUGA